CAAUCCACUUCUCUCAUAACGUCCUUCUCCAUUUGAAUUCAAGACAUCUAUUCUCGCGCGCCACUCACUCUCUCACUCACUCAUCUUCCACUCAAAAUUUCUCCAUAGGAGAGCUUCAUCUUCGAAUUCAAGAUGGAGACGCUUUACAUCAAACUUUACGAAAAGUACUCUAAACUCAAGGUAUCAAAGGAUCACGAGUUGGAUCAAGCUGAUAAGGAACAAGAAGGAAAAUUCGUUGACUAUAUGAAUGCUGCGGAAACUCUAAUAAAGCAUUUGAACAAUGAUAAAAUGAGGUUGUCAGAAGUUAUUGAUGAACUACGGAGUGAAGUUGUUUCCCUGAGAACUGCUAAAGACGAACAAUAUGAUGAUUUUCAGCAACGACUAAUAGAGGAAAAACAAAAGAAUCGAGACCUUUCUGCGGAGGUUGAGCAACUGCGCGAGUUACAGCAAGAGAUACCGAGAAGUGACCAACAUGAGGAGCCAGCUAUAAUCAGUAUGCAACAUAGCCCAUCCGUGUCUCGAGAAAAAGUUAACGAGUCACCAAUGAGAAUGACUAGGAAAAAACGUGCUAGACUUUCAAUGGAAGCUAAUUCUGAAACAAAUAGUACAGCAAGUGGUCUUCAUGCACCUUCAACAGGAAAAAAAGUAUUACCAGAUCAACCGAUUGAUAUUUCCAAAGCAUAUUCGCAGUCAGAGUGCUGUCAGGGUAACAUCGAUAAUGAAGGUCCUUGCAAAUGCGUGUUUCAGAAUCUUGUUGAGUCCCUAAUAGACAUGAAAGUUUCUGUUGCUAAUCAUCCUGAAGGAAGAUGUAUACAUUUAGUUCACCAGUCCAGUGGUUAUUCAUUUGAUUUGUUAUGGAGGAACAAGGCUUCCUCAACUGGAGAUGUAUGGUAUCAUGUUUCUUCUUUGGGGGCAUUUGCUAACGUGGCUCCCGAGUGGAUGCGACGAGAGAUUCUCAUCUUCAGCAUGAGCAUGUGCCGUGUUUUCUUUGAGAGGAUAUCUCGUUUUAUCAAACACCAUUAGCUCUUUUCUUUGCUUCCUUUGCUGCUACAGGCUCGUUUAGGUGCAGUUCCUUUGAUCCAACGACCGAAAACGAGAGUUUGGUUGUGCAAUAAUGAGGGAUUUGGUCUAAUAGUUCUUGGUAGCAUCCUAAAUUGCUCAUUGUAUGUGAUGUAUGUAGUUUAACAUGCAAAUUUUCGAGUAGUUUCUGAUCUAAUCUCUUUCUGUAAGUUAUAGUUUUAGAUCUGAUCCCUUUUACAGUGUUAGUAUGUGUUAAAACUAGUUUAUGUGUCUCAUUGCUUUAGAUAGAAUCUUAGUAAUUCUUUAUCAUGGAUUAGCAACAAUGAUCUAGUUCUAUUGGCGAAACUUGAGAGCCUUAGAGUUAGAAUCCAAACUUCAUUUACUUGGAUUUUGCUUACC
Spinacia oleracea (spinach) is the source of this 1419-nucleotide messenger RNA. RefSeq lists its product as uncharacterized. Bases 133 to 1023 code for a protein of 296 amino acids. The transcript is spliced from 9 exons. Lineage: Eukaryota; Viridiplantae; Streptophyta; Magnoliopsida; Caryophyllales; Amaranthaceae. Gene Ontology annotation, biological process: developmental process involved in reproduction. The record is from RefSeq and is a predicted model, not a curated record.